Messenger RNA from Rotaria sordida, 300 nucleotides. Lineage: Eukaryota; Metazoa; Rotifera; Eurotatoria; Philodinida; Philodinidae. The record is from the annotation of a GenBank genome assembly.
AUGUUUACUGUGUUUCCUAUAUCUCCUAUACCUCCUACACCUCUUAUAUCUCCUAUAUCUCCUAUACCUCCUAUACCUCCUAUAUCUCCUAUACCUUCUAUGCCUCCUAUACCUUCUAUGCCUCCUAUAUCUCCUAUACCCCCUAUACCUCAUAUACCUCCUAUAUCUCCUAUACCUCUUAUAUCUCCUAUACCUCCAAUAUCUCCUAUACCUCCAAUAUCUCCUAUACCUUCUAUAUCUCCUAUACCCUCUAUACCUCCUCUACCUAUAUAUCUAUAUACCUCUUACCCGAGGACAUAA